Messenger RNA from Serendipita indica DSM 11827, 2865 nucleotides. Lineage: Eukaryota; Fungi; Basidiomycota; Agaricomycetes; Sebacinales; Serendipitaceae. The record is from the annotation of a GenBank genome assembly.
AUGACGACGAGCGUCGCGCCCAGCCAUGUCACCUUUAUCCGUCCCCAAGCUCCCCCUCCUCUCCGUAUCCCAGAUGUCGACUUGAACGAUGGUGAAUCGCCGUCCUCGGCUGCCCCCGUCCCCUUUCCCCGCAUCUCUCAGCGUCGCAAGCUUUACAGAGGUGUCGGCACCCAGCCCUGGCAUCACAAAGCAUCCUCCGAUUCAGACUCGGACAGCGAAACCAGUCAGACUCGUACCGCAAAGCAAAAGAGCCCAGUCCACCACAACCCUGAGAUCAUGCCGGGGUUCGAUCCCAAGCGCACCUACUCCGAGUCGCAGCUCUACUCGCCCAACCCGUCCCUCCUGACGGCCUUUGGGACACCAUUGAUUCGCAAAAAGAGUGGCCAGGUCGUCAAGAGUGCCCUCAAGUCGCCCAGCACCAGCUCGUAUGGUGGCUCUUCGCCACGCACGAGCGUGCCCCCUACACCCACCUCGGACAAGUCUGUCAAGUUUGAUGAGCAACUCGAGCAUGUUCGUCUCUUCCUCAAGGAACAGAGACCCGCCGCCGUUUCCCGCGAGGGUUCCCCCCACGACUCGGAGACGUCUGACAAUGAUACCCUCGGCCAGCAAUCCGAUGGCGUCUAUCGCUCGAGUGAGGACGAAAGGCUGCGAUCCAAGCUGGUCAUGGAGACGGUCAAUAUCCCUCUCCGCAAUGCCAUGGAGUCGACACAGCAGCGUCUGGGCGAUCUCGACAUUCGACUCGAGCAAGUCGCCCUCUCUCACGACAAUCGUGCCGUCGAGGGCACCGUCCUCGUGCGCAACAUUGCCUAUGAAAAGUGGAUUGCCGUUCGCUUUACAUACGACUGGUGGCAGACGACGAGCGAGGUCACGGCCAAAUACUCAAAGUCGUUUCCCGAGGAGAAUACGGAUCUGUUCUCGUUUACCAUUCGUCUCCCCGAGGUCACAAAGCGGAUAGAGGACAAGCGACUCUUUUUUGCUCUCCGCUAUACGGCUGGUGGCCGCGAAUGCUGGGACAAUAACCGUGGCUCAAACUAUCAACUUCGCUUCAAGACGGAGACAAAGGUCCCGGCCGUUAUCGCCUCGUCGUCGUCGUCGUCCUCCUCCCCCCGCUCCUCCUCAUGGGCUAUCAAUUCGUCGGCAGACAAGUCGAUCGCCGACCUCAAGCGCGAGCUCGAAAAGGUCGCGCGCGCAAACGCCGACGGCGACGACGACGACAAGGACCCUAGCGAUGUGCGAUCGUGGAACGUUCUCACUGCCAAAUUGCGUGCAAAGAAUAUGCAUACCGAAGAGAGUCGCGAUAUCAAAAAGGGUCUCGACCUCUCCAGCCGCUACAACUUUAAUACGAGCUCCAAGGAACGAUGGCAAGCGCCCAAGGACUUGCCUCGAUAUGGCGGGCCACCUCCAGAAACCGUGGCCAUUCCCUUCCCGUCUGGCCGCCCGACGCACAUCAAGUCGAGUUCGACCCCCGCCUUGGGACAGGCCUCGUGGCGUUCACCUCGUGGAUCACCGCGCGACCAUGGCUCGGAAUCCACCGCCAGCUCUCCCAAAUUUUUCAUCGACCCGCGCGAUGCCAGACGGUCUGGUGGUGGCAUUGGGCAGAGCUCGCCUGGAGGCUCGCGCGUCCGCCAUCACCAGCGUGGUGGAUACUUUGAUUCGUACAUGGAGGGACUCUCGGGGCCGAUCUUGACGCCUACGACUGGCGAGACACUUUCGACGCCCAUGGCGAGCGAAGACGGCAGCCUGGACAUGUCGACCUCGUCCAGCGUCGAUUCGGCCGUCACCGUCACUGCCCCUUCGUACCCCUCAGAGAAGAGGGACGCACAGUCGCAGCAGCAGCAUCAACCUAUGCCAAGUGUCACGAUCACAGAAGAUAAUUCUGAGACGACAUCCGAAUCGGAGAGCACGAGCUCGACGACUUCGGAUUCGCAAGUCACGGGCACGACUUCGCCCAUGAACAACGAAGACGCUUCCACGAUGGUCGGCAUCGAGCAGCAGCAGCAGCAGCAGCAGGCACGCUCGGCGAUACGGUUCAAUUCCUAUCCGAUGGACAGGACCUAUCUUUCACCCGCCACGUCCAAUACGCCUUCGCCAUCUGGUUCGCUCUCCCCCAAUGCUGAGCCGACGUCGGCAUCGCUUGCUGUACCCAAGGUGGCUAUUGGUGGUGGUAGCGGAUGGCCGCUCAGCCCCCAGGGUUCUUCUUCGAGCGUCGUCAGUACGCCGUCGAUCACAUCCGCGUCCAGUCCUUCGCAGUGUCCCUCUUCGCCUUCAGAGCUGUCGGAUAGCCUGCGCUCGAUUCAUCAACUGGCACCGGGCAACCGACCCACGUUGGACAGUGUGGAUUAUUCCUACUUUUUGCAGAGGUUCUGCUACUACACUGGCAGCGAGCUCCCUGUGGAUCGACAUGGGAUGAACCUUGCAUAUGGAAGUAGCUACCAUCGACAGACACAAUCCGACUCAUUGCCGUACCGCCGUCACUCGCUCGAGACGGUGCCCACAGUCUAUGCGGAAAGUCGAACGGGGAUCGAAGUCGCAGUGUCGCCUGGCUACGACGCGUCUGUUGUCAUCAAUGAGGCACCGUGGGUAGACGAACGCUCGACGUUGGGCCCGGUUGAGAGCCGAGUGCCCAACGCAACCAUUGUCGAAGCAAGUGCCGAUGGUGCUGGCUGGUCGAGUGGAUCUGGCCACACGACGCCGACGCGCUCUCCCAAGCCGGCGAAGCGCCAUCUGGUCAUGACCGCAAUCGAAUCGAGUCCUAGCAAGCAAUCGUCGACGACACCACGGCCCGAGGUUGCUGCAGUCGACGUCGAAGCGACGCCACGUCUGACGACAGAUUACUUUGCGCGACCACACCGCGGAUCGCUCUAA